AUGCAGCGACGAAGAGACAAGAAAAAGGAUUGCAAAUUGAAAAUGGAAGAUUCUUACCACGAAACUCAAGGCAUGUGCUACGAAGUUAAUGUUGAUGAUGUGAUCAUUGAGGAGAAUGCUCUUUAUGUCAAUAGAAGUCAUAAUGAGUGUGAUAAUUUGAUGGGAAAAGUAUUCAACAACGAGAAAGAAGCGUAUAAUUUCUAUAACGAGUAUGCUAUUAGAACGGGUUUUAGUGUUAGACGUUCUAAGUCGAGAUAUAGCGAGUGGAAAGUCUCACGCACUUCGCCAAAGAGAGUUUCGAUGUUCCAAAGCUCGAAUGCUCCAAGUCAUCUUGGUGGUUUAAAUUCAAAUCUUGAUUUCCAAAACUUGUUUCAUAAGUGCUUAAAAGGUUGUGAAUGCGAAGCCGAGUUUGAAGAAACUUAG
Molecule: messenger RNA, 423 nt
Organism: Dovyalis caffra
Lineage: Eukaryota; Viridiplantae; Streptophyta; Magnoliopsida; Malpighiales; Salicaceae
Source: the annotation of a GenBank genome assembly